AUGAAAUAUAUGAAGCCUUUGUUAUUCGAUUCAAUCAAAAUUCUCAUCAACACAAUACCUUAUUCAAUAAUAUUGGCUGUAGCACCUAGUCGUGUUCAAACUGUACAACCACAAUCGUAUUUUCGUCCAAUAAAUAAUAGUUUUAAUCUAUUACCAAGUGAAAAAGUCUACCGUGAAUGGGAAUAUCAUGAUAAUAUCUGCUGUUGUAAUAAUGCGUAUUAUACAGCUCUAACAGAUAUACGACUGCUUACUCGCUAUCAAGAAAAUCUUUGUUCUGAAAGUUGUUCAGAACCUUCACAUACAGAUUCAGCUAUUUUCUUACGUGAUAUCGAUCAAAUGCGUGAAUGUCGUGGUGAACAACCAACGUUUUUCUUUCUUCUUUGGGUAACAUUAGUAUGUGCAUGGCCUUGUUAUCUUACACGUCGAAUUUUUUGUCCAAAGCCAAAAUGUCUGGAAAUUUUCGGUUCAUUUGGUUCUGAAAUUGUACGAGUUAAAAGAGAAGAUAUGCUAGUGGCUCAAGUAGAUGUAUCCACCGCGGUGAUCAAUAGCAAAUUAGUUGGUCGAUCUUAA
This is a messenger RNA of Rotaria socialis, 570 nucleotides long. The record is from the annotation of a GenBank genome assembly. NCBI's taxonomy places the organism in Eukaryota, Metazoa, Rotifera, Eurotatoria, Philodinida, Philodinidae.